ACAGCAGCAGGUGCGGCAAUGGCAGGUGGCGGUGGUGGUGGUGGUGAUGGCAGUGGCGAAGCCAGCAACAGUAGCAGUGUGUUGGGCGGACAGCAACAGCAACAGCAACAGCAGCAGCAGCAAAGGGUGCAACAUACUCAGCAACACCUGCAACAACAACAACAGCAGCAGCAGCAACAUCAAACGCAGCUGUUAGAUCAACACCGACAGCUACAAACACAUCAAUUGUGAAGGAUGUCGCUUAUUUACUGGUUGCCUUUCAAAAUCACACAAAGCUGCCUCAAACAUAACGCUGCGUAUCAGCCACGAUUGAAGAGAGUGCGAGCAGCAUAUAUGCAUAUGCAGACGCGCUUUGCUAAAAUGACAAUUAUCAUUAUCUUAUGUUCAGCUUUAGUAGAUAUACAUACAAACAUACAUACAUACAUACUACAGAGUAAAGUAAAAGUUAAUUGAAGAAAAGGAACAAAAAAAAAAUGAAUAAUUAAAAGAUAGCGUAGUUGAUGCAAACGUUAAUUUAACAUUUAUGUUUAUGUCUAACAUACAUAUAUAACUAAGUUUACAUUAAAAAAAAAA
Messenger RNA from Rhagoletis zephyria (snowberry fruit fly), 573 nucleotides. RefSeq names its product ataxin-8-like. The record is from RefSeq and is a predicted model, not a curated record. Lineage: Eukaryota; Metazoa; Arthropoda; Insecta; Diptera; Tephritidae.